Scatophagus argus is the source of this 2939-nucleotide messenger RNA. RefSeq names its product mediator complex subunit 25 (gene med25). NCBI's taxonomy places the organism in Eukaryota, Metazoa, Chordata, Actinopteri, Scatophagidae. The record is from RefSeq and is a predicted model, not a curated record. Bases 174 to 2462 code for a protein of 762 amino acids. Gene Ontology annotation, cellular component: transcription regulator complex; mediator complex. The transcript has 20 exons. Gene Ontology annotation, biological process: positive regulation of transcription by RNA polymerase II.
AUUUUGUGGACGUCUUGGUUUGUCACUUCCGCCAAAACUAAAACAAAUGGGUAAUGCUAGCAGUGCUGAGUAGUAAUCAGUAAUCAAAUCAAAUUGAUUUUAUGUUAUAGUUUAUAGUGUUUAAGGGAUCUCGCGAUUCGACUGGCGGCCGUAUAGCACCAGGUUCAGCACUCAUGGAACCGUCCGCUAAGAAUGGGACCAACCAGGUGGCUGAUGUGGUGUUUGUCAUUGAAGGGACGGCAAAUCUUGGCCCCUACUUUGAAUCUCUGAGGAAAAAUUACAUACUUCCGGCUAUUGAAUAUUUCAAUGGAGGGCCCCCAGCUGAAACAGAUUUUGGUGGAGAUUAUGGAGGGACACAGUACGGUCUUGUGGUGUUCAACACAGUGGACUGUGCUCCUGAGUCAUACGUCCAGUGUCACGCACCAACCAGCUCUGCCUUUGAAUUUGUCUCAUGGAUCGACAGCAUCCAGUUCAUGGGAGGUGGGGCAGAAAGCUGUAGUCUAAUUGCAGAGGGACUGUCUGUGGCCUUGCAGCUUUUUGAUGACUUUAAGAAGAUGAGGGAACAAAUAGGUCAGACACACAAAGUGUGUGUGCUGCUGUGUAACUCUCCUCCGUACCUGCUUCCUGCUGUGGAGAGUGUGAGCUACACCGGCUGCACAGCAGACAACCUGGUCAAAAUCAUCAGAGAUAGAGGAAUUCACUUCUCUGUGGUGGCUCCUCGGAAGCUGCCCGCUCUAAGAGCUUUGUUUGAGCGGGCGUCUCCUGUAGGAGGUGUGGUUGAACCUCAUCCAGACUACAGUCAGGACCCCUUCCACAUGGUCCUAGUCAGAGGCAUUUCACUUCCUGUCUCCUCAGGUGGAGGACCUGGGCCGCUCAAACCUGUUCUUCCUCCUCAGCAGCUGACUAUCAGCCAGCCUCCUGGUGGAGCUUCACAGCCCCCUCCACCCAUGAACACAACCCACCCUUAUCACGUAAUGGCACAAAAGUCACACAGCAAUCCAGCCACCAUGACUCCUGCUCAGAUGGCUGCACAGAUGGCCGUAGAGGAAGCCAACAACCAGAAGAGUCGCUUCCCAGGAAUGGUCAAUCAAGGUCCUCCAUUCACCAGUCAGCCAGCCAUCCCAUCAGUCCCUGGGGUGAAGCUCAAUCAGCCCAGCAUAUCAACAGUCACCACAGCAACGCAGCCUGUGAUGCCACAGCAACCAGUUGCUCCCAAUCAGCAGCAGCAAAUCCCGCCCCCAGGACAGCCCGUACCCAAUCAGCAGCCGCAGGCACCACCUCAGCAGCCACCCUCAGCAAAUCAGCCCACAGCUCCUUCAGCACAACCCAACAUGCCUGGUGUGCCUGGAGGUCAAGGCAAUGCAAAUCCAAUUGGACAGCAGCAAGGUGUGGCCAAUAAGAUUGUAGCAUGGACUGGCGUCCUGGAGUGGCAAGAGAAGCCGAAAGCCUCUACCAUGGAUUCAACCACCAAGCUGACGCGCUCUUUGCCGUGUCAAGUGCAUGUUAACCAAGGGGAAAAUCUAAACACAGACCAGUGGCCACAGAAGCUCAUCAUGCAGCUGAUUCCACAGCAGCUACUGACCACCUUAGGCCACCUCUUCAGAAACUCUCGAAUGGUUCAGUUUCUCUUCACCAACAAAGACGUGGAGUCGUUGAAAGGGCUGUACCGCAUUAUGGCCAACGGUUUUGCCGGCUGUGUCCACUUCCCCCACACUACUUCUCCCUGUGAAGUGCGGGUGCUGAUGCUGCUCUACUCGUCUAAGAAGAGAAUAUUCAUGGGCCUCAUCCCCAACGACCAGAGCGGCUUUGUCAACGGCAUCCGGCAAGUCAUCACCAACCACAAGCAGGUCCAGCAGCACAGAGCGCAGUUGGGCGGCGGAGGGGGUCCGAUGCAGCCUGGUCAGGUUGCCCCCAACCAGAACUUCCUCAACAGGGCCCCUGGUCCCAUUCCCGUCUCCCACAGCAACGUCCAGCAGCAGUCUGUGGUGGUUGGCAUGCCCCCUGUUAGUCAGGUCUCUAUGAUGGAGGAGCAGCAGAGGCAGAACAACAUGAUGACAAUGAGAGCAGCAGGGCCAGCCAAUCAACAGCCGCCUGUCACCGGUGCUCCACCCAACCAGGUCGCACAGAGCGGACAACCCCAGCCCCAGGGUCCCAUCCUCCGCCUCCCAAACCCAGGAGCCAAUCCACAGCUUCGUAGUCUUCUCCUCAGCCAACAGCAACCGGUAAGAGUGCAACAGCAGGGUGCAGUGUCUCACAUGCCAGGCAUGAUGUCUCACCAGGGUUUAGGGCAGCAGUUGGUCCAUCCCACACCAGGAGGGGGGGCUCAAAUGCAGGGCCAGUGGAGGCAGCCUUUGACAGGUCCCAUCCUGAUGUCUGGAGGUCAGAGAGGUGCUGUGCCACAGUCCGGGAUGCCCCAAGUCUCCAGUGUCAUGGAGGAUGAAAUCCUCAUGGACCUUAUCUGACUGAGCAUCACAGACUCAGGAUCAGGGUUUUUACUGGAGUCUCAGAAACCAUUUGCCUGCUUGGACACAUACAUCUGCUCCGUUGCUGUGUUGCUACAAAUAUUCAUCAUAAUUAAGGAACGCAUCAUGAGUAGUUUCUUCUUCUUUUAUAUUUUACAGCACUGGGCAGCUGAACUUAAUUAGGGGCUGACAAUGCGAGCAUUAGUUUUUCAUGUUAAACGGUCAAACCACCGCACACUAAUCCUCCAUGCUACACACUGGCUGAAGCCAAGCCAGUGGAAACAUUUAUGUUACGCCUCUGGAAACUCUGAUUUUCCAUAAGUUUUACAUUUUGCCUCCGAAAUCUGAAAUAGUAUUAUAUUUUUUUUCCUUUUAAACUGAGAUUUAACCUGUUUCUGUUAGAAUUUUUUUUAUUAUUAUUGCGCCGAGUUGUUUUACGAGGAUAAAAUAAAAAAUUGCAGGUGCAGAGAUGACUGA